This is a messenger RNA of Tympanuchus pallidicinctus (lesser prairie-chicken), 1647 nucleotides long. Its product is annotated as acyl-coenzyme A thioesterase 3-like. The record is from RefSeq and is a predicted model, not a curated record. Gene Ontology annotation, molecular function: fatty acyl-CoA hydrolase activity. Bases 1 to 1110 code for a protein of 369 amino acids. Gene Ontology annotation, biological process: fatty acid metabolic process; acyl-CoA metabolic process. NCBI's taxonomy places the organism in Eukaryota, Metazoa, Chordata, Aves, Galliformes, Phasianidae. Gene Ontology annotation, cellular component: peroxisome. The transcript is spliced from 4 exons.
AUGUGGAAGCAUGAUGAUGACAAGGCUGGGACUGUUCUGAAUGCAAGUUUAAGUGGAAAGAAAUCAGCUGAGAAGUGGGAUGAAAAUUUAUUUACCUUCUUGGUUUGUGCACGCGGGACUGGACGCGGCGGGAGGGCGGGGAUCCGGCAGCCCCUCUGCCGCGCACCCACACCCCCGGCUCCCAGCGGGCGGGACGCUGCGCGGGGGCGGGCGGUGAGCGAGGCCGCCCCGAGCCGCCGGCGCCGCAGGAACGCCAACCGGUCGGGAGGGCUCCGCUCUCGAUUGAGGCUGCCUGGCGGGGGCGGCCGUUACCGCCGUCGGCGCCGUCCGCUCUGUGGCUCUCGUCCCCGCGCCGCCGUCAUGUGGAGAGCGGCGGUCGCCGCCAAGGCCCAAGCGUGGGCGCUGCGCCGCGGCCCGGCGCGCGGGGCGGUCAGCGUGGCCGUGACCCCCGCGGCCGGGCUGGCGGACGAGCGGGUGGACACGCGGGUGGCGGGGCUGGGCCCGGGGCAGCCGGUGACGCUGCGGGCGGUGGCGUCCGACGAGCGGGGCUGCCUCUUCCAGUCGUGCGCGCACUACCGAGCGGACGGCCGCGGCGAGCUGCACCUGGGCACGGACGCCUCGCACGGCGGGGACUACACCGGCGUGGAGCCCAUGGGGCUCUUCUGGAGCCUGGCGCCCGCGGGCAUGGAGAGGCCGUACCAGCGGCUCGUCCCCCGCAGCACCGGCAUCCCGAUGAAGGUGGAGAUGUUGGUUCACCGGGGCCACAGCCAGUCCGGCGCCAUCCACGGGCCGGUGAUGGCCAAGGCCGAGGUGGAGAGGUGGUUCACGGCCCCCGGCGUCAGGAGGAUUCGGCUGAAGGAGGGCGCCGUGAGGGGCUCUCUCUUCCUGCCGCCGGGGGAUGGCCCCUUUCCAGGAGUCAUUGACAUGUAUGGUGAUGAAGGAGGUUUGGUUGAAUUUAGAUCCAGUCUCCUGGCUACCCGUGGUUUUGCAGCUCUUUCUCUGCCAUAUUUUGACUUUGAAGAUCUGCCUAAGGUCAUGAAAGAAUUUAAACUUGAGUACUUUGAGGAGGCAGCUAGAUUUCUACAGCGUCACCCAAAGGCCAUUAAAUAAAUGCACACUGGAAAAUUGACAAAUGCUGAUCAUGAGGACAAUGAAGUGCUGGAACAACCUUCCGCUGGAACAGUGGUGAUGUAUGUAUGUGGUGUUUUUGUGGGGUUUUGUUUGUUGUUUUAAUGAAAGCAGUUAGCUUACGAGAGGGUGGCACAGCACUGCUCAGUGCUACAGACGAUUUGAUAACUUGAGAUGUUCCUUUGUUUUACUCUCCAGGCUAGAACAGGAAAAGGCUGAAUACGUAUCUAAUUCUCAAAUGUCAUUUGUGAGAUGACUUUAUGUGCCAGGGACAUAUUUUGCAAUUGACUGUAUUUGAAUUUCCUGCUACCUGUUUGGGGGAAAAUAUUUGCAAGAAAAUACACAGCGGUUGAAUUCCAAGUGAUUGUACUUGUUGUUCCUAGCCAACAUUCCUAUCCAAAUGUGAUACCAGUGUUAUUUUACGGUGUUUGACAUUUAUUAUUGGCUCUGAAGAAGUCUGGGUCCAGGCUAUAGCUUUCCAAUAGGUCACCUCAGUAAUUAACUUUUUUUUUUUUUUUU